AAAGUUAAUUAUAGCAACAUCGUAAUAUCUGUCGUUACGUCGGGAGAUGUAAAGUCUUAUAGAUAUUAUUUAGUUUUUAGUAAUUCUAUCGUUUUCAUGAACAAUUGCUUGUAAUGGUAUUUUUUACAAAAUAAUUUGUAAAUAAUAAAUCAGCUGUUAGUACAGUGGUGAUAAAAAAGUAUGACAAAUUAUUUAACUUGUACGUAAUCUGUGCGUGUAAUGUUUGUAAGGAUGAUUGUUAUCAAGUCCAAGUGAAAUGAACGCUAAUCAUGAGGAUAAUAUGUAAUGUAACUAUAUUUCGACGUCCACACCUCCUCAUUUGAUAUAUUUUAUUCAAUAUAUAUUAAAUUAUUAGUUGGUUAACGGUAAACUGGGUCACCAGUGGAUAAAGUUAUUAAACCAUAUUGAUUACAAUGAAUGAGAAAAAGUUGGUGCAGAAUUUUAAGAGUUACAUCAAUGUAUCGCCUAUGAAUAAUGGAGAUAAGAAUGGAUCUUUUCAAGAGCUGAAACCAAAACUUCUCAAUGGCGAACUUGUGGUGGGAGCGGCGCACAGCGUUGUAAUGCUGGCGCCUCUAAGCGAACGGGAUCGUGGAAGAUUCGGGUCUCUUUUCGUCACAAACUACAAGCUGUCCUUCAUACCGAUCGAUAGCUCGAGCAAUGACGAGUAUGGCCAAAGAAAUCAGCUUGUGGGUACUUUCGACGUACCGUUGACGGGCGUCGGUGCGUUAUGGCAGACCGACGGUGGGCCCAUACGGCGCAGGAGACUUCUUCCACGGUCCGAUGUACCGUCGAAAUUAAAAGGACUACAAAUUGUUUGUAAGAAUAUGAAAGUACUGACGUUCAACUUUGCGAACUCACCGAUCGGCAGCGGAAGGAAAGUGGCGAUGGCCCUGUUACACCAUGCCUUCCCGAAACGCCACGAUUUAUUAUUCGCAUUCGAGUACCGAGAACCUUACUACCCGACUCUGCCCUCAGAUCUGAACAUGUUUCAAAGACCCGGAGACUGGAAGAGAGAGCUCGAAAGAUGUGAAUGUCCACAUUGGAGAAUCACUUGUAUAAACGGAACGUCGGAUGCGUUCAUGCUCACAGCGGGCGAGACUUUAAUCGUGCCCGGUUCGGUAUUGGAUUAUAAUCUAAUAGAAGCGGCGAGGCACUUCAGAUCGGGUAGAGUGCCGAUCUGGGUCUGGGGACGACCGGAAGGAGCGGCGCUACUGAGAAGCGGGGAGCUACUACCGACGGAACAGUCGGCGACGGCCGAAAGCGUUCUCUUAGAACAAGUGCGGCGCUCCCACCCCAAGCUGACGCCGCCGCGCGUGCUGUACGUGUGCGGCGCGGGGGGCGCGGCGGGCGCGGCGGGCGCGGGCGGCGCGGGCGCGCUGCCGCCGCUGGCCGCGCUCGACGCCGCCUACAAGAAGCUGGCCGACCUCUGCACGCCCACCACGCUCGCCGGCUUCUGGACGCAGGACUCGCAGUACUACUCGUUCCUGGAGUCCAGUCGCUGGCUGCGGCAUGUUGCGUCGUGUCUGACGUUCGCGGACGAGGCCGCCACGCAGCUCUCGCAGAACGUGUCCGUUGUGCUGCAGGAGGGUGACGGCGUGGACUACAGCGCAGUAGUGUCGUGCCUGACGCAGCUGUUGCUGGACGAGCACUACCGCACUAUCUCGGGCUUCCAGUCGCUUAUACAGAAGGAGUGGAUCGCUCUGGGGCACCCGUUCUGUGACAGGCUCGGUCUUCCUCGGCCCGGCACAACGAAAGAAGAAACCGAGAAGGAACCAACAGCGCAAGUGGCACCAGUGUUCCUUCUGUUCCUGGAUUGCACCUGGCAGCUACAGCGUCAGUUCCCCGCUGCCUUCCAGUUCACCGAGACCUACCUCACAACGCUUUGGGACUGCACGCACAACCAUCUCUUCGAUACAUUCCUAUUCAACUGCCCGAGGGACAGAGAACUUGCUGUGGCGAAGAACUUCGUGCAACGUCCGUUAUGGGACUGGGAAGAGCAGUUCUCGGAGCAGGACAUCGCUCUGUUCUAUAACCCGCUAUUCGGACAAUCGACACCCUCGUCUCGACAAACGACGGGCGCGGCGCGCGCGGGCCGCCUGCAGCCGUGCGCGUCCGUGGGCGGCGUGGAGCUGUGGUCGCAGUGCUACGAGCGCUGGCUGCCGCCACUCGACGCGCCGCGCGCCGGCCACGUGCAGUUCGUGCUGCAGCACGCCGCGCUGCGCGCGCAGAUACAGAAGCUGAACGAGAAGCUGUCCUCGCUGUCGAUACUCAGUCGCCACUCGAACGGCUCCGAGACGACGGAGGCGCCGGAGGCGUCGCCGACGCCGACCGUGACGCGCUUCUUCCCCUUCAGCCUGCGGGGCACCUACGAGGUGAGCCGGAACCUGGACUCCAUGCACGUGAGCCUCAUAGACGCUAGUCAGCUGCUCGAUUCGCAGUCUUUACUCAACGCGCCGGAUUAAUUUCGACUUUGAACCGGUAGAUACAAUUUUGUCAGCGUUUACAAAAAUGAACGUUUAUAAAAUAUUAAGUGAGUAUGACUGGGCAUUGAGCCGAUUCCUUUACGUCGCCGCCGUGUGCUAAAUUAAAAAAAUGUAAAAAUAAUAUUUUCAAAUUAAGUAAUGAGGAAUAACGUAUGUUAUUAUUUAAUUAGAUGUUACAUAUUCUUUUUUUAAUGAACAAUUUGUAUUUAAGAAAAUAGCUGUAUUAUAUCAAAAUAAUAGAAAAAUUAUAUGUAAUCAAAAUAUUGAGGAUAAAGCGAUCAAGAGAUUACAUAGAACAAAAAGUAAAUAGCUAAAGCCAUUGUAUCGAAAAGUAUUAAAUAGAUUCUAAUAUAUUUUGUUCGAUGUACAUGCGUAAGCCAUGAAAUAUAUGUACAUAGUUGUAUAACCUAGCUGUAGAUAAGAUACGAGUUAAGGAAUUGAUUUGUAUAACAAUCUGGAGAAAAAAAUUACAAAUAUUUACAUGAAUAUGGCAACAUUAAUAUAUUCCAAUGCAAAAUAAGUUACAAAACAAAGUUAUCUUAAUGCAGUGUUCCUGCAUUAUUAUUUUUAAGCCACAUUCAUUUAAGUACCGAGUUUGCAUUUUAAUUUUUAUAAUAUCUUUAUGUAAUACAUAACAAUUUUUAUCUGUUACCAUGCUUGUUGUAUUAACAUUUUGUUAUAUCCUUUAUAAUUUAGUAACAACGCAGUUUUAAAUCAUUCAUAUAUCAUUUUACAUUUAAAAAAUGCUUAAAAAUCAUUAUUAUUUA
Messenger RNA from Vanessa tameamea, 3250 nucleotides. RefSeq names its product myotubularin-related protein 10-A. Gene Ontology annotation, biological process: phosphatidylinositol dephosphorylation. Gene Ontology annotation, molecular function: phosphatidylinositol-3-phosphate phosphatase activity. Gene Ontology annotation, cellular component: cytoplasm; membrane. The record is from RefSeq and is a predicted model, not a curated record. The coding region runs from base 414 to 2462 and encodes 682 amino acids. NCBI's taxonomy places the organism in Eukaryota, Metazoa, Arthropoda, Insecta, Lepidoptera, Nymphalidae. The transcript is spliced from 12 exons.